UUCUUCUUCCUAAUUCCUCACUACAAAGCCCCCCCUCACUCCUCCCUCCCCAUCUCACCAAUUUCUCCUCCGAUCUCUCUCUCGCUCUCGUUUUCUUCUACCGACCCACCAGAGCAAGAUCGAAGGGCUGAGAUCACAACCCAAUGGCCGAGACAGAUAACUGCGUCCGUGUCACUCGCGCUUCUCAGAAGAGAGUUGCGGCUGCCGCCAUGGCUGAUGAUCAGCCCGCCAAUAAGAAGCGAGUGGUUCUGGGAGAGCUUCCCAACGUUCAAAACGUCGUUGGAUCAGCGGCGCAGAAGAGGAGGGCGAAGUCGCAGAAGAGUAACAGCAAGCCCAAGAAGAGAAGUAAGCUAUCUGUUGCUUCGACGAUUAAGACUGUUGUUGUCGAAGACAGUGAGCCGAAGUUGAGCGUUGAUGAAAUCUUGGAUGACCCAGAAAUGAUGGGGCCUUAUUCCUCUGAUAUCUAUGCUUAUCUUCGCAAAAUGGAGGCGGAACCCAAAAGAAGGCCAAUUCCAAAUUACAUUGAGAAGAUUCAGGCGGACAUAAGUGCCAAUAUGAGAGGGGUUUUGGUAGAUUGGAUGGUUGAGGUUGCAGAGGAAUACAAACUCUGCUCGGAUACUCUGUAUCUAUCCAUCUCAUACAUCGAUAGGUUCCUAUCUAUGAACAUUCUCAGUAGGCAAAGGCUUCAGCUGUUGGGCGUUUCUUCAAUGCUUAUUGCCUCGAAGUAUGAAGAGAUCACCCCUCCACAUGUGGAAGAUUUCUGUUACAUAACAGAUAAUACUUAUAGAAGGGAAGAGGUUGUGAAGAUGGAGGCUGAUAUACUCAAGUCUUUGAACUUUGAAAUGGGGAAUCCUACUGUCAAGACAUUCUUAAGGAGGUUUACUAAUAUUGCUCAAGAAGAUUUCAAAACACCAAACUUGCAGUUGGAAUUUCUGGGUCAAUACCUCGCUGAGCUUAGCUUAUUGGACUAUAAUUUUGUCAAGUUUUUGCCUUCAUUGAUAGCUGCUUCAGUUGCAUAUCUUGCUAAAUUUAUCAUCCGGCCGAAGUUACACCCCUGGAGUCAAAACUUGCAACAGUACACGGGCUACAAGCCAGCUGAUCUGAGGCAGUGUGUCAUUCUUUUACAUGACUUGUAUAUGGCCAGAAGAGGAGGAUCUCUGAUUGCUGUGAGAGAAAAAUACAAGCUUCAUAGGUUCAAGUGUGUGGCUAUGAUGCCUUCACCUCCUGAGAUACCAUUUUCCUAUUUUGAAGAAGCUUAGAUCAGUGCAAGGGUGAUCGAUUUGAUAUAUUUUACUCGCUAAUUUAGUAUGACAAGAGAAUAUGAGAGAUCCUGGCUUAUAAUGAAGACAUGAUUCUGACCCUCUGAUGAUUGAUAGCAGCAGACUUGUUGGGAAGAAGGGAAAUUGGUUUUGGCUCUUAUUUUGGUGACCCAAAGAAUAGGAUCCAUAUUGUUUAUACUAGUAGAAAGAUGUUUCUAUUUGAUUUUGACAAGUUGGGCAAUUUGAACUCCUUUUUACCUGUAAAUUGGAAGUUGCAUCCAGAUGAAUAACAGUAAAGAAUGCAUUCAUGGCCUUCUGUUGCUAA
Messenger RNA from Momordica charantia (bitter melon), 1584 nucleotides. Its product is annotated as putative cyclin-A3-1. Gene Ontology annotation, biological process: mitotic cell cycle phase transition. The record is from RefSeq and is a predicted model, not a curated record. NCBI's taxonomy places the organism in Eukaryota, Viridiplantae, Streptophyta, Magnoliopsida, Cucurbitales, Cucurbitaceae. Gene Ontology annotation, molecular function: cyclin-dependent protein serine/threonine kinase regulator activity.